UGAGAACAUUCCAUUUCCCCAUCGGCGCCGCAUCGGCGGACAAUUGCAAAUGUGGAGAGACGCAUCUGUCGGCUAUUUAUAUAGCUGGCCCCACCUUCCAGACAUCCCCCUGUCCACGCCCAAACGCUCACUGAAUACAUCACCACCACACAAGAACAAAACCUCACGCCAAAAAUGGGCUUCUUCGAAAACCUCUUCAGCUCCAACGACGCGCAAGACGCACACGCCCAAGUCUACGGCUGCGGCCAGAUUAAGGAACACCACAAGUCCUCCUUCACACACGAGGUCAUCGCCGGCGCCGCCGGGUUCGAGGCCAUGAAGGCGUACGAGAAGCACGUCGCUCAGAAUGGUGCCCCGCCCUCCCAUGAGAAGAUGAAGGAGCUGCUUGCGGGGUUUGCGGCUGCGGAGGUGGAUAAGCAGUUUGAGACAAAGGGGAUUGACUGGCUUGACAGGGACAAGGCCAAGAAACACGCCAUCGCGCAAGCUCACAAGCUCGCCGACGAGCAAUACGGUUCUGGGAACUUCCAGCCCACUGGGUACUUCCAGCAGCAAAACCAAGAUGUGUACGCUUGAACCUCCAAAAGCGGAAAACUGUUACUUACGGCGUAUAUAUCAUAGUCUGCACCCAAUUUAUG
Fimicolochytrium jonesii is the source of this 635-nucleotide messenger RNA. RefSeq lists its product as uncharacterized. The record is from RefSeq and is a predicted model, not a curated record. Lineage: Eukaryota; Fungi; Chytridiomycota; Chytridiomycetes; Spizellomycetales; Powellomycetaceae. The transcript has 2 exons. The coding region runs from base 175 to 573 and encodes 132 amino acids.